AUGGAUCUUGGAGACAGAAAAUUUGGAAGGGGCAAUAGAGAACUUGGAGGUACUUGUGAUCUCAUAAAUCAAUAUAGACUUUGGCCCUACUAUGAAUUCUUCUGCAAGAAGCCACUUCCAGUUCCAAUUUCCGAGACACAUUAUCUUCACAAUGUGGUGGGUGACACAAAAGUGAGGAAAGGAGAAGGAAUGGAACUGGAUCAGCUCUGUCAGAUCCCGGACCCAAGCGAGAAAAAAGCUUGCUUAUGUCCUUUUGACUUGGAUAUACUAAGUGAAGCUUUCCAUAUGAGGGAAAUGAAUCCGGUCCACCUUUCUUCUACAUGUUAUGUCAAUGUGUUGUACACUGGCCAGAAGGGGCUGCCAAAUUCACUGCUCAAGUUAGAGAAACGGUCUAGAGAUCAUGAGAGGAAGAUAAAAAAGGUCAAAGAUAAGGGUGAAAAGUAUAAAAAGCAGAAGCACGUACUACAUCGAGUAAAUAAUGGAAGUUGUAUAGAUAACGCCAGAAUCAGAUCCCAUGAUCCCCAUCCCUUGCAAUUGAAGAAUCAACAAAACAAGAAAAAGACAGAUACGAGCAAAGAUCCUUCUGUAUGCAAACGGUAA
This is a messenger RNA of Sphenostylis stenocarpa, 600 nucleotides long. The record is from the annotation of a GenBank genome assembly. NCBI's taxonomy places the organism in Eukaryota, Viridiplantae, Streptophyta, Magnoliopsida, Fabales, Fabaceae.